Messenger RNA from Pelagomonas calceolata, 863 nucleotides. The record is from the annotation of a GenBank genome assembly. NCBI's taxonomy places the organism in Eukaryota, Pelagophyceae, Pelagomonadales, Pelagomonadaceae.
CGAUGACAAGGAGCUGGAGCAAAGAGCUGGAGCUCAAUUGCCGCUGAUACGCGUCCCUGGUGGUAUUGAACACGUGCUGGAAGCCUUUUUCGUUGUGCACGACAGCGCGCUCGAAGGAACUCUGCUCUCCUUGCGUGGAGAGCCCCCCUAGUUGCUGCAGCUCUGCCAUGGGACGAGGACGACGACGACGCGUAGCGCUCUGCGCCGCCGUCCUCUGCCGACCCGCGCUCGCGCUCGCACCGCUCAACGGCGUGGCACCCGUGAAAACCGACCGCGUCGCCGAGCUCCGGAGGCAGCGCGCGGAGAUCGACGCGGAGCUGGCAACACUCGAGGUGGGCCACCGGCACGCCACCGCGACCCCGAAACAACAGAUCAGGGCAUUGUACGACGCCUUUAAUGCGCGCGAUGGCCGCGCUGUUGCUGACUUACUAGCUGACGACGUGGUCUAUGAGGACUUGCUGUUAGGAGAGUCCACAAUUUGCCGGGGCAAGGCCGCGUUCUCCGGCGCGCUGGAGUGGCAUCCUGCGUUCGUGUCGAAGAAAUUGAACCUGCCCUUCGACCUGCAGCUCAUCGUCGACAAAGUGGCCUGCGACGGGCAGAAGUCGGUGGGUGUCGAAUGGCACGUCGAGGUUGAUGGGAAGCCCUUCCCGUUGUCUCGCGGUUUAUCUCUAGCGACCACCAACGCCGAGGGCAAGUUGGAAAGAGUCGUCGACAUCGCCGAGGCGCCGUGGCGCGUCGUCGGGUUGUUGAUCCGGCCGCUGCUGACGGCGUUCGGCGCGGGCGCCGCGGCGCUGGGCAUCGGGGGGCUGGGCUACCUCAUCGGGACGUAGCCAGCCGAAGACGAACAUCAUAAGCUAUUGUGU